Messenger RNA from Mytilus californianus (California mussel), 9114 nucleotides. RefSeq lists its product as uncharacterized. The transcript has 7 exons. The record is from RefSeq and is a predicted model, not a curated record. The coding region runs from base 231 to 3668 and encodes 1145 amino acids. Gene Ontology annotation, molecular function: protein binding. Lineage: Eukaryota; Metazoa; Mollusca; Bivalvia; Mytilida; Mytilidae.
UUCUUGCAUUUUCAGUUUGAUAAAUCUCGUUCUCAUGGAUACAACGAGGAACAUAUACAGUGAACGAUUAUACGGCGUUGUUUGCAAUAUUAAAACCAAUAUCGAAACAUUGGUUUGACAGCUUAGUCAAAGCACCUUCUCGUGGAUAAAGCGAGGCAUAUAUACAGCUAAAGUUAGUGCAGCGUUCUUUGUAAUAUGAAGAUCACCAUCGAAAUCUUCAUUUGACAGAUAUGGAAGAAACAAACGCCAGCUCUACAGUUCAAGUUGAGAGUGAUUCUUCACCAGAAAUUCCAGAUACAUACACAAAUGCCUUAUGUUAUCAAGAUGUACCAAAAGAUUUAAGUGGCAACCAGAAACGAUGGAUGUUAGUCGGCAUAUGUCUAAAUUGUAUUAUAUCCCCCAAUUUAAGAACGUAUGUUAAAUCCGUUAUGGUUCAAUUGUAUUCCUCACUGACGAAAUCAUCAACUAUGCAAAUUGAUUUACAAACGUAUCCUAACCACCUUAAGUAUUACCCAUCUCCGUCUAAAGGAUAUUUCCUCAACUAUGAAACAAUUAACAACAACUACAAGUUACACGGGAGGCAAAAAGAAAAAUAUGAUUACAAAGUACAGAACGAACUAGAUUUGUCUAAAUUAUUCCUACCAAUGAACAUGACUCAGUAUACAGCUUUUGAUGGCACAUGUGACUCGUCGGCUUUACUUGGCAUUAUUAUCAACAAUACCAUCUUCCCGUCAUCUCUACAAAAUGAUGCCAAAUUGAUGAGGUCAGAAGUCAGACAUCCCUGGGCACACUGUGAUUUUAAAAAGUGGGACAGUAUAGAAUAUUCCAAGUCAUUUAAGUCAAUGGAAAAACUUGUGAAAAGUUUGGAUUUAAUACUUUCGGAAGAAAACAGAAUUUUGGCAGAAUUGAAAAAAUGGGAAACAACAGAGGUAGCCAGUGUUACAGUUGAUACCAACCUAUAUGAUAAGCUCACGACUUUGGAGAAUGAAAACAUUGCAUUGAAAGCAGAAAUGCAGAUACGAGAUAACAACCCUAUUCCAAUCAAUAUCAGAGGGCAAUAUAAACAGUACAUCACAGAAUGGAUUAAUGAUGAUGAAACCUUUGUUAUAACAAGGGCAACAGAAUCGUCGUUAAAACAAAUAUUGAUCGAUAAUUGUGUUGUUGUUACUGGAAGCUCAGGCAAUGGAAAAUCUUCUAUCAUCCACCAUGUAGCUUUACAAUUACAGAAAAGAUACGGAUAUGAAAUAAUACCAUUUAUAACAGGACCUUCAGACAUCGUUCACUACCAUGAUACGACUAAGAAACAAGUUUUUGUUGCAGAUGAUGUGUGUGGUAAAGAAUUGAUUAAUUUACAAACAGUUCAAAUUUGGAAAGAUUAUUCUGAAAAAUUAGGCAAAAUAUUUCAAACUGACGACAGCCACACAGAUACGGCUUCAUCCAAUCAAAUGACAUCUUCGAAAUUACUUAUUUCAUGUCGACUUCACGUGUACAAAGAUUUCCGAUUACAACGUGUGAAAUUGUUUACAAAACAAGAAUGUAACUUGCUAUCACCAAAUCUGUGCCUACUGCCGGUUGAGAGAUUGAUGAUGAUAAAGCAUUACCUUUCAGAUGAAACGAUUGAUCAAAUUAGGUAUUUAAUAGAACUGUUUGAUUUCUUCCCCCUGCUGUGUAAAUUUUCAAAAAACAAAACAUCCGAAGAAUUGAUAAACCUGUUUUCUGUCCCAUUUGACAAUAUUAAAAAAGACAUUUCUGACAUUGUUUUUUCGCAAGAGGAUGUACAAUACUGUGUUAUUGUUCUUUGCGUCAUAUUUGACGAAACGUUCAAUGUUGAAUGGCUGAGAUUAAAAUCGGCACCAAAAAAAAAUAGAUUGAUAAUUAAAGAUAUUGUUAAAGAAUUUGAUAUUGACUUAGAUAUAGAAAAAUCAAGAAAGCGGUUGAAAGAUGGUUUUUCUAUAUUAGAAGGGACUUACUUAAAGAGGAGAGGAACAGAGUACAGAAUACUGCAUGAUAGAAUAUAUGAUGUCGCAGCUGUUGUCUGUGGACAAAAUCUCCAAGAAUGUGUCCUUAAGCAUGCUUCUAUCUCAUUUGUACGAGAUAGAUAUAUAUUCGAAUCAAUGCAGAGUGACUUGGUAGAUAACAUAAUCGUUCUUUCAAAAGACAUGGAGGAUGACUAUUUCGAACGAUUGGUUAAUGAUUUGAAACUUAAGAAUGUGCAAAGCAUCUUACACAAUAAACAACUAGUGCAUGAGUCAUUUAGACGAAAAUUAAUGCAAUAUCUUACAAAAAAUCUUCAAGAAGUCAAAUUUCUUUUUGAGCAAAUGGUGACGCUCUGUGUUUCUGAAGAAGAGGAAACUGAUUACGGAAGCAAAUUUGUAGAAAUGACAACGCCUUUGAUAGAAGCAUCAGCAGAGGGUUUUCUAGAUAUAGUACAAUUUUUGGUCGAUAUCAAUUGUAGUGUUCAUCAAUUAGAUAGUUUCGAUAGGUCUCCUUUACUUGUUGCAUGCUAUUAUGGACAUAUGAAUAUAGUUAAAUUGUUACUGAAUAUCAAUGUGGAUGUUCAGCAGCGUGACAAGUAUGGGCAGACACCUUUGUACACUGCUGUCAAUGCGGAUUAUUUAGAUAUUGUGAAUCUAUUACUUAAUAACAACGCACAUGUCGAUCAAUGUAACAAUGAUGCAGAAUCGCCCUUAUUUUUAGCUUGUGAGGAAGGAUAUACAAGAAUAGUGAAAAUCUUAAUAGAAAAUAGUGCUGAUGUUGCUCUGUGUAACAUGUUGGGUCAGUCACCUUUGUAUGUAGCUUGUAAAAACGGACAUGCUAAUAUUGUCCAGCUUCUACUUAAAACCAGUGCUAAUCCAAAUCAGAGUGACUGGGCCGGUCAAUCACCACUGCAUAUGGCAAGUAACAACGGACAUACAGACAUAGUGAAACUUUUAAUUAAGUAUAAUGCAAAUAUCUUUCAGUUUGAUAUCGAAGGUCAGUCACCAUUACAUAUGGCAUGUAGACAUGCUCAUAUACAAAUAAUGAACCUCUUCUUGGAGGCUGAUGAUACCUUAACUAAAUUUGAAGAAAAAAAGAAAUUACUAUUGCAUAUUGCUUGUCAAGGAGGGUAUGUAGAUGCAGUGAAACUGUUAUUGAAAAAGAAAGCUGAUGUAUCGAAACGUUUACCAAACGGGGAGUCAUCUUUGUUUGUGGCUUGUAAAUGGGGUCGUAUCGAUGCAGCACAACUGUUGCUAGAUCACGAUGCUAACGUUUCACAGUGUAACAAAGGAAAGCGGUCGCCAUUGUUUGAAGCUUGUCAUAGAGGACACAUUUCUGUAGUGAAGUUAUUACUAAAAUAUAAGGCGGAUGUCUCCAAAUGUGACACGAAAGGGAGGUCCCCUCUGUUUAUGGCUUGUAAAAUGGGAUAUACAGAUAUAGUAAAACUGUUAAUAGAAAACGAUGCUGAAGUCGAUCAAAGUGACAAGAAUAGACGGCCCCCCUUGUUAGUGGCAUGUGAAGGAGGACAUACAGAUAUUGUUGAUUUGUUAUUACAAAAUAAUGCUGUCGUUUCUAAAUGUGACAAGUUCAGCCAGUCACCAUUGUAUGUUGCCUGUGAUUGUGGAUAUGUUGAUAUCGUAAAAUUAUUGCUUGCAAGUAACAAUGAUUCUUCUCAAUGUAACACAUUUUGACGGUCACCAUUGAUUGUGGCGUGUAAAGGAGGAGACAAAGCUAUAGUGGAAAUGUUACUGAAUAAUAAAGCUGAUGUCUCACAAUGCGAUAACCGUGAACGGACACCGUUACACAUUGCUUGUGAAUAUGGACAUGUUGACAUAAUACAAAUGUUAUUACAGAGCAAGGCCAAUAUCUCGAAAGCCAACAUAGAUGGCGAAUCACCACUAUACGUUGCUUGUAGAGAAGGAAAGACUAAUGUAGUAAAUAUUUUACUGGAAAAAAAUGCUGGUAUAUCGCAAUGUGACAAUUUUGGACAGUCGCCGCUGUAUGUGUCAUGCAAAGUUGGACAUGAAGAUAUAGUAAAGAUUUUACUUGAACACAAUGCGGAUUAUGAACAGUGCGAUGAAAAUGGGGAGUCGCCAUUGUACGUGAGUUGUGCAGGAGGAUAUGAAAACAUAGUGAAACUUUUAUUGAAAUACAACCCUGAUGUCUCCAAGUGUAACAAGCAAAGUCAGUCGCCAUUGUUCGUGACUUGCAUAGAUGGGCACACAGAUAUAGUGAUACAAUUGUUGGAGAAAAAUGAUGACGUCUCGCAGUGCAAUGCGAAUGGAUGGUCUGCAUUACAUGUGGCAUGUGAUGGAGGACAUACAAAUAUAGUUAAAAUAUUGCUUGAAAAGAAUUCAAAUGUAAAUUUAUGUAAUAACGCAGGCGAAACACCAUUAGAUCUUGCUCGUAAGUUCGAACGCUUAGAUAUAGUGAGGCUAUUUGAAAGUCUUCAACGUUUCUAUUAAGUUUUGGAUUUUUCAAAUAAUUUUGGCCUUUCGCAUCAGUGAAAACUAACACAUUAAUUGCCGAAAUGCGCAUCUGGUGCAGUAAGUUUGGUAUCGUAAACGUAACGAUAUGAUAAUAAGUUAACGUUGAUUAUGUUAUGCAUUCAAGUUCAGAAAAUUUAUUGGACAGUGUUAUUAAAAAUGUUUUGCUUCAUGAAGGAAGCUUUUAAACUCAAAUCGGAAAUCCAAGACAAGAAAAAUGAAAAAGAACAGAUCUACAGUAUAGAGAUUGUGACCUCAAGUAACAGUUUUCAACUCGUGAUGAAAACAAAUAAAAUUGGUACGUCACAUUCGAGGCAAGGAGACAGGUUGUGGUUAGGAGAAUUGGAACAUAUCCGUCGUCAUCUGUGAAACCGAUGGUGUCCAUAAAGUUUUCAAAGGAAUGAUUUCAACUUCACCACUUGGAACAUAGAAUAUGCAGCAACCAAAUGAGACCAAAACACGUUAAACAUGCUGAGCAAGAAAAGUAACAUGAGGGGAAGCAUACCUGUAAAGUCAAAAGAGGGGCAUGUACUAACUAAUAAGAAGGAACAAUUAGCGAGAUGGGAAAGGCACUUUCAAUAGAUUUUAAGCUGGCCAUUUUUCGUGGCGACUCCCCUGUUAGUACUAACAGAUAUUCAACCUGGAGAUGUUGUUGAUAUGAAUAUCUAACAACCAACCAUAGAAGAGUUAAUAAAGAGUAUAAGGGCACUCGGUAAUGGUAAAGCUCCUGGUAUAGAAAACAUGCAAGCUGAACUAUUAAAAGCUGAUGUAGGAACAAUAGCAAAAGUCUUUUGUCAUCUUCUACAAUUUAGUAUUCAAAGUGAUUUGGAACAGGGAAAAAAACCCACAGACUGGCAACAGGGAAUUAUAAUCAAACUCUCUAAAAAAGGAAAUUUAAAAGACUGUGACAACUGAAGAGGUAUAAUCUUACUGUCUCUGGGAAAGUCCUCUGUAGAAAACAAAUCUAAUAGAAUAAGAGAUGCUAUUGACAACAUUCUACGGAAAGAACAAGCUGUAGAUGUUGAGGCUGUAUCAAUCAAAUGUUCAUCCUGUAAAAUAAAGUAGAACAGUGCAUUUAAUGGAACAGUCCCCUAUUUAUCACCUUUAUCGACUACAAAAGGGCGUUUUCCAUCGAGAAACCUUAAAAGAGAUCAUGGCAAAUUAUGGAAUUCCAAGUAAAAUCAUCAGAAUGGUGCAAACAUUGUAUGAUGACUUCAGUUGUGCAGUUGAAACAUUCGGAAGGAUUCCACAUUAAAUCUGUACUGGGUAUAGACUGGACAAUGAAAGGAACAACACAGAAAAUGCGUGGUAUUAACUGGAGAAGAUAAGGCGUAACAGAAGAUCUUGAUUUUGCAGAUGGUAUAGCUCUCCUGUCAGCAACAAGGACGUAUUUGCAUACAAAACAUGAUAUACAAAGGAUAGCUGCAACAACUGGAUUAAAAAUAAACAGGAAAAAAAGUAAAAUAAUGUGUGUAAAGGUAAACAACAUCCAGCCUAUUACGAAAGAAUAAAGUUGGUGGGCAGUUUCACAUACAUCGGAGCAGUUAUAGAUACCAGCGACUAUCCAACAGCCGACAUAACUAAUAAAAUAAAAAAGCAAGAUCAGCAUUUUACAAGCUAAGAAAACUAUGGGUAUCAAACCAAUACAGUAGGAACACCAAAAUGAAAAUUUAUAAAAGCAAUGUAAUAUCAGUGAUGUUAUAUGUAGCAAAAUGUUGGAAGAUACACAAGAGCGAUGGAGACAAACUUCAAAAACUUGCGUAGAAUCUUUAGGAUAUUUUCGCCAGCUACGAUUUCCAACACAAAACUGCUGUAAAGAGCCAACAUGUGUAGCUUCUGAACACCAUUUAGACCAGGAGAUGGAGUUGGAUAGGUCACAUCCCGAGGAUGGUCCCAUGGAACGAUUGGCAAUUCGCUUUGACGUGGACACCACCAGGAAAGAGAAAUGUAGGAAGACCAAAGGAAACUUGGAGACGAAUGAUAGACAAAAAAGAACAGACAUUGAAUGGAAGACAUGUAGAGAAGUAUAGCAACAAGCAGCAGACAUACUCAGAUGGAAGGCUUCAGUUCGCGCCCUAUGCGACACAUAGCGCUUACGGGAAUUCUAAGUUGAGCUUGGAACUCUAGUUUUAAAUGCUUUCUUAUAAGCAGCAACCUUUUUUCACAACUUUUAAAUCGUAAUAUUCACGAAAAGGCAAUACUUUUAUAUAGAAAGUUCAAGGGACAAGAGCAGACCGGCGUACUCGAAAUUUUAGAUGAGGAAAAUAGGUAUAUCUUGGGAAAUUGUAACAUGCUAAGGAAUAUUUGGAAUACUCCAAAAAAUGGUGACUUGAAAGAGCUUUAGAUUUUUUAUGCACCUGAUUUUUCCAAAUUUUUUUAUUAUCAAUAUGCAGCAAAGAUUAUAUUUUUUUAAAUUUCAGUUUCACAAGCUUCUAAUGCAAUUAUCUUGAUAAUAAUGAAAAUAAAAUAUUUGUAUAUUGCUAAUAACACAGUUUACUGUUGCCUCCGAUUUAUAUUAAAAGGGGCAUUAGCUACGAGAUAUGAAAAAGAUUAAAAUAUGAUUUUUUUUUUGUUCAAUCAUGAAUGAAUACGAAAUACUGAAAUAAUAUUUCGCUUUUAGCAGCUAGUUUGGUUCAAUUUUGUCAAAAUAGUAAAGAAAUAUCGCUGAUAAAUUAUUCACUUGCAAGUGAAUAAUUCGACAUCAUUGAAUCCGUAUUCAUGUGAACUUCAAAUUAACCCCUUAGCUAGAGAUGUGAAACGCAUGAACUAGGCGUGUUCAGCUAUUAAAAAGAAAAGAAUGUCAACAUUGAAAGUGAAACAAGGGUAAACCAUUUGGUUGACUGAUUCGAUCCACAAAUACUCAUUCUUAUACAGGUAAAAACAAUUAUUAACAUAUCGUUUUAUAAUAUUAAAUCAAACAGACCUAGAUAAAUCAAACCGCACGAGUUCGUUAUCUAUUUAUAUCUUUAUUUGUGUUUAAAUCAGGUUAUAUGACCAUCGGCAUUAUUCGGAAUUCACAUCGAUGGUUAAUAAGAUGUCGUCUAGACUAAAUUACACACGAAAUGUUGAUACACGUUAUCGAAUUCAUGCAUCGUAAAUUGUUUAUUUUAGACUUUUUAUUAUUUGGAUAUACGUUUUAGUAUGUUAUAAGUCGAAUAUGAGAAUUUGAGUAAAAUCGGUGAACUUGAAUUUGACAGCUAAUGCCCUUCUAAACUAAACAUUGGUUUAUAGUGUUUAUUUAAUUGUCAAAAGUGUUUCACCUAUCGGAAAAUCUUGUAUUAUUGCAUGUUAAACACAUUUUUAUGAAAAAUUCUGUUGAAGAUAUUUCUUGUCCAAAUGGAAAGAAACUUUGUUCAUUAAAUACUGAAAUGUCUGCAGUUUCUUGCAAUGAUUAUGAAAACCAUUUAUGGUUUAUGAUUUUAGGGAAUUUAUUAUAUAAAGACCGAUGGCUUAAAAGGAAAAAAUAAAACUUAAUUUCAAUACUUGAAUACAAAUAAUGAUUUCUCGGUAAUUUAUUUCAUUAUAAGCUAAAAAAAAAAAAACUGUACACAUUUAUGAGCUAAACAUUAAAAAAAUUUCAUCAAAGCCGGACCUCAAAUUAUUUUUUGACAAUGUUUUAAAAGAAAUUAUUUAUAUGAAAUUAUAGGGGAAUUUCCUGAAGGUGAAACACUUUUGACCUAAGACUGUAUAUUUAGUCAUUGCAGUUUUGCACCAAAAGCAAAACUGUUAUAGGGUUUAACGUGUAAAAUUUAAGUAUGGUAAUGUAUUCUUAUUUGUAAUGUAUUGUGAAAAAAAUAUGUAUUUGUCUGUGAUAUGUACAAAAAUGAAUAUAUAUGGUAUUUUUUCAUAAUAUUUAAAAGGCCCAAAUAGCAGUGAAAAUAUUUCUUCUAAUUUUUCAUAAUUUGGUUGUACUGAUUAUGAAGUUUAAAUCUUUAUUUCAUUUCUAAAUGUUCUCAUUUUGUAUGAAGAUUUAUUUUUGAAUAUAUUUUUUUCAUUUUAACAUUUAAAUAAUUACUAUUGAUUAAGUGAUAUAGCUAUGGAACAGAAUGUCAUGUAAGUGCAAAAAUAUUGAAUUUUGAUUAAUUAAUGACCUUACAUAUUUAUUAAGGUGCUUUUUGGAUAACAUUUUACAUCACUCAUGUAUGAAUUUUGUUAAAUGAACCUGCCACCCAUGACAUGGUUAUGAUUAAUUGACUAAACUAGUAAACAGGGAGAACGAAAAUGUACCUUUUGGUUGGUGAAAACUCAAGAAAGUCUAUAGUGCCAGAGGCGGAUUUAGGGUGGGGGAGCAGGGUGCCCCCCCUCUUAGUGGGAAAAAUUUGGUUGAUUAUUCAGUGAAUCACUGAAGCAUGACUAAGCGGGCCCCCUCUUAUGGCAGUCAGUGGGCCCCCUUAUGAAAAUUUCUGGAUCCGCCACUGAGUGUAUUGUGAAAAUUUUAGUUUUUAUCGGCCACGUUUGAUUGAUAAUUUCAAGAAUUAACAUCUAUAUAUUUAGAUUUGUCUCUCUGUUUUAUCUCGGUUAAGUUUUUAAAUUAUAUUUAAAUGUCUUGUUUAUAGUGUAAUGAAAAAAAGAUAUCACUUAUGUGUGUUUGUACAUAAACAUGAAAUAUAUCGUUACUUUUUAUUUUUUUAAUAAAAUAUUUGUAAUUUUU